AUGGCGGAGAACGACAUUGUCAUCGACAAGGCGCUAUUCCACGAGCGCCUCAACGCCCUCGUCACCAAGUGGAAGGCCGACAAGCGCUCAGGCGACGCUAUUUUCCAGGGCGCAAGCUCUAUCGCGACCCUUGUGGGCAAGGCGAGCGAGCCAGGCAUCUAUUUGAAGCCGGCAGCGUUCCAGCUAUGGCUGCUAGGCUACGAGUUUCCCGCGACGCUCUUCAUCCUGACCCCCGACCUGCUCCAGAUUGUCACUACCAAGAAAAAGGCUUCCUACCUCGAACCGCUCAAAGGUGGCAAGGUGCCGGUUGAGAUUCUCGUCCGCGGCAAAGACGCCGAGGAGAACAAGAAGCAGUUCCAGACAUGUCUCGAGACGAUGAAGAAGGCGGGCAAGAAGGUGGCGGUGCUGAAGAAGGACAACGCCAACAACGCCUUUGCGAACGAAUGGAAGGCGGCCUUCGACGAGGCUGGCUUCAAGGAGGAGGACCAGGUCGAUCUGGCCUCCAUCAUGUCCAACGCCGCCUUGUCCGUCAAGGAUGAGAAGGAGCUGCGAACCAUCCGCGACGCCGCCCGCGCCUCGAGCGCCCUCAUGUCCAACUACUUCGUCGAAGAAAUGUCCGACAUCCUCGAUUCCGAGAAGAAAAUCUCCCACCGCGCCCUCGCCGACAAGGUCUCCAACAAGAUCGACGACGCCAAGUUCUUUGAGAAGCAGAAGCUUUCCAAGACAUUCGACUCGAUGCAGCUCGACUGGUGCCUCCAGCCUACGAUUCAGAGUGGCGGCUCAUACGACCUCAAGUUCGCGGCCGAACCCGACGAGAACAACCUGCACGCGGGCGUCAUCAUCUCCGUCCUCGGUCUGCGCUACCAGACAUACGGCGCCAUGAUCGGCCGCACAUUCAUGGUCGGGCCCAACAAGGAGCAGGAGACUGCCUACAAGCUUCUUCUGGCGAUUCACGACCUGGUCAUCAAGUCGAUCAAGGACGGCGUUGUGGCCAAGGACGUGUACAACAAGGCGCUCGCGCAUCUCAAGUCGAAGAAGCCCGAGUGGGAGAAGCACUUCCCCAAGAACCUCGGUUACGGUAUCGGUACCGAGAACAAGGACUCUUCGCUGCUCCUGAGCGGCAAGAACACUCGUGUCCUGAAGGACGGCAUGACCUUGGUAGUUCAGACUGGUUUGUCAGACCUGGAGAACAGCAAGCCGCAAGACAAGAAGAGCAAGAACUACUCGCUCGUCUUGGUAGACACCGUCCGUGUCAGCGCCGGCGACUGCGCAGUCUUCACCAAGGACACCACCUCAGAUCUGGACGCUGUCUCGUUCUUCUUCGACGACGAAGAGGAGGAGGCCAAGCCCAAGGUCAAGAAGGAGCGCCCAGCUAUCGCCCAGACGAACAUCACCAAGACCCGCACACGCCAUGAGCGAACAACAAACCAAGACGCCGAGAAGGAGGAGCAACGGCGACAGCAUCAAAGAGAGCUGCACGCCAAGAAGCAGGAGCAGGGUCUUGCCGAGUACAGCGAGGGCGCAAAGUCGCUGAACGGCACUGAAGAGAAGAAGUUUAAGAAAUUCGAAUCUUAUAAGCGCGACAACCAGUUCCCCAGCUCAGUCGCCAACUUGGAGAUCGUAGUCGACAAGAAGAACCUCACAGUCCUUCUUCCGAUCAUGGGCCGACCCGUUCCCUUCCACAUUCACACCAUCAAGAACGCAUCGCAUACGCCCGAGGCGGACUUCACAUCUCUCCGUAUCAACUUCCUCUCACCAGGUCAGGGUGUUGGCCGAAAAGACGACCAGCCAUUCGAGGACCCCAACGCACACUUCAUUCGUAGUCUGACCUUCAAGUCGCACGAUGUCGACCGGAUUGACCAGAUCACCAAAGACAUCACAGAGCUGAAGAAGGACGUCGUGCGAAGGGAGACUGAGAAGAAGCAGAUGGAGGAUGUUGUAGAGCAAGACAAGCUUAUCCCGCUUAAGACUCGCAAGCCGCACAUGCUCGACCUCAUCUUCAUCCGCCCCGCGCUCGACGGCAAGCGGAUUCCCGGAAGUGUCGAGAUUCACCAGAACGGUCUGCGAUACGUCCACGGCAACGGCACAGCCAAGAUCGACGUCCUCUUCAGCAACAUGAAGCACCUCUUCUUCCAACCCUCACAACACGAGCUCAUCGUCAUCAUCCACGUCCACCUCAAGAACCCAAUAAUGCUGGGCAAAAAGAAGACCAAGGACGUCCAAUUCGUCCGCGAAGCCACAGAAAUGCAAUUCGACGAGACAGGCAACCGCAAGCGGCGCCACAAGUUCGGCGACGAAGAAGAAUUCGAGCAAGAACAAGAAGAGCGCCGCCGCCGCGCAGCUCUCGACAAGGAAUUCAAGAACUUUGCCGAGAAGAUCGCCGACGCCGCCCGCAACGAGAACGUCAGCGUCGACAUCCCUUACCGCGAGUUGGGUUUCAACGGCGUCCCAUCCCGCUCCUCCGUCCUCGUUCAACCCACCACCGACUGCCUCGUCCAACUCACCGAACCCCCCUUCACCUGCCUCACCCUGUCUGAGAUCGAAAUCGUCCAUCUAGAACGUGUGCAGUUUGGUUUGAGGAACUUCGAUAUGGUGGUUGUGUUUAAGGACUACAACCGGCCACCCGUCCACAUCAACACCAUUCCCGUCGAGUCCCUCGAUCCCGUCAAGGAUUGGUUGGAUUCUGUCGAUAUCCCGUUCACAGAGGGUCCCUUAAACCUCAACUGGGCCACCAUUAUGAAGACCGUAACCUCAGACCCCCACCAGUUCUUCGCGGAUGGCGGAUGGAGUUUCCUAUCCAACGAAACCGACGACGAAGGCGACGGCGAGGAGGAAGAGGAGUCGGCGUUUGAGGUCAGUGAGUCGGAGUUGGCUAUCUCGGAUGAGUCCUCCGACGAAUCGGACUUUGAUGAGAACGCUUCCGAGGAGAUGUCAGAUGAGGGUUCAGAAGACGAAUUUAGUGAAGGCGAAUCUUGGGAUGAACUCGACAAGAAGGCGGCGAAGAAGGAUAAAGAGGCUGCAGCGGAUGCGAGUGAGGAUGAGGGCAAGAAGAAGAGGAAGCGCUAG
Alternaria infectoria is the source of this 3066-nucleotide messenger RNA. RefSeq lists its product as uncharacterized. The coding region runs from base 1 to 3066 and encodes 1021 amino acids. Gene Ontology annotation, cellular component: FACT complex. Gene Ontology annotation, molecular function: nucleosome binding. The transcript is spliced from 4 exons. The record is from RefSeq and is a predicted model, not a curated record. NCBI's taxonomy places the organism in Eukaryota, Fungi, Ascomycota, Dothideomycetes, Pleosporales, Pleosporaceae. Gene Ontology annotation, biological process: transcription elongation by RNA polymerase II; positive regulation of transcription elongation by RNA polymerase II.